Pelodiscus sinensis (Chinese soft-shelled turtle) is the source of this 5247-nucleotide messenger RNA. It is a transcript of the gene HEMK1, whose product is annotated as HemK methyltransferase 1, mitochondrial release factors N(5)-glutamine. Gene Ontology annotation, cellular component: mitochondrion. Gene Ontology annotation, biological process: protein methylation. NCBI's taxonomy places the organism in Eukaryota, Metazoa, Chordata, Testudines, Trionychidae. Gene Ontology annotation, molecular function: protein methyltransferase activity; nucleic acid binding. The record is from RefSeq and is a predicted model, not a curated record.
GGACCCCCCCCGCCCGCCGCAGGGAGCGGGGCUGAGAGGAGCCGCAUCCCCUCCCGGGCCAAAGCUGGGACAGCGCCCCAAGGCAGAGUUUGGGGAAGACUGGGAGGAGCAAGGCGCCGAGACUGGAAGCAGGGCCGAGGACAGGCAGCCCCAUGGAGCCGCCUCAGCUCAGCAGAGGAGUGACGCCCUUAGCUGGAGCCUCGCUGUCAGGAACGUGCCUGAAGGGUGUGGGCGUGAGAAGAUUCCUGCAGCAGCAGUGUCUGAUGGGCAUGUAGCAGUGGUGAUGUGAGAGUGUCAGGUGGUGAGGACACUGUGCCUCCUACCUGCCAAGACUUGGGAUUGGCUCAACCGGGUGAAGGUGGCCUGGGAAGAAAGGACACACGUGGCAUCUUGGAAACCAUAAGUGGCCUUUGACAAAAUGAGGCUUCUCACCAGCCCCCUGCGCCGGAUGCUGUCAGGCCUCCUGAAUUGCUGUGAAAGGGAAGGAGGGCGUCCUUCCAAGUGCUGUUCUCUAAACCCCCAUCACCUGCUUCCGAGGCAGAAUUUCAGUGCCAAACCGACAGCUGCUGAACUGGUCAGAUACUGGCAUGGUGUGUUUGAGGCAAACAGGAUCCCCGAAGCACAGGAAUCCAGCGAAUAUAUCAUUUCCUACGUCCUGGGAGCAAAGACAAUUCACAGCUUGAGUGCUAGCAGUCUCUCCAACCCGCUCACAUCCGAGCAGCAGCAGCAGGUGCAGUGGCUGAGCAUGAAACGGCUACAAAGGAUGCCUGUCCAGUACGUCCUUGGGGAGUGGGAUUUCCGGGAACUAACCCUCAAGAUGAGACCCCCAGUUUUCAUCCCUCGGCCCGAGACGGAGGAUCUCGUCUCCUUAGUGCUGCAAAAAUCCCAGAGGAGCGGGAGCCCUGCGGUUAAUGCAGGUCACCGGUGCCCCACCGCCAUCCCUCACCCCGUGAUCCUGGAGAUCGGCUGUGGCUCGGGGGCCAUUGCACUGAGUUUACUGAACAAACUGCCCCAGAGCCGGGUGAUAGCUGUGGAUAAAGAGGAAGCUGCUGUGAAUCUCACCUGUGAGAAUGCUCAGAGGUUGCAGCUACAGGACAGGAUAAGAAUUCUCCACUACGAUGCCUGCUCUGGUUCGUGGGAGCAGCUCCUCCCCUGGGGUCCUGUGGACACUAUAGUCAGUAACCCACCUUACGUCUUCCAUGAAGACAUGGCUCACCUGGCUGAAGAGAUCCUCAGCUACGAGGACCUUGAUGCCCUGGAUGGGGGAAAUGAUGGGAUGAGAGUGAUCAAAAAAAUUCUGGCUCUGGCUCCUUUUAUCCUGAAGGAUCUUGGAAGUGUGUUUCUAGAAGUGGAUCCCAGACACCCCGAGAUGGUGGAGAACUGGCUGCAGAGUCACCCUGAACUGUCCCUCUCCAUCUCUGCCACCCACAAGGACUUCUGUGGCAAGCCAAGGUUCCUACACAUCCAGAAACAUAAAGCAGGUGACAGCAGCAACAAGAAGGACUUUGCUUGUCCCAGCGUGCAUCUCCCUUGAGUUUCUUGCUGAGUCAUCUGCUGGAACUCUGCAUGGUAACAGGAACCUGGCCUUCCACUGCAUUUCUCAGCCCCUGAGCUCUGCCGAUGGUCACUGGGGCAUCCAUUGCUGGUAGAGGAUUUCACCUGGAGACCACCAGAAAGGGGGUUGGGGCCUGAGUUUGCAGAGAUGUUGGUUUCCACAAAUGGUCGAGCAGAGAUUAUUGGCUCAUCAGUGUGAGCAAGAAACAGAUAUGGGAACCUACCAUGGAGGGAAUCACAAUUGCCAGCAUCUCAUUUUGUUGGAGCUGCAAAUGCAUAUGAUAAAAAUACAACUUCUCCAAGCAGCGGAUGGCACUUUUAGCUCGUAAUGAACAGCCUAGGCCUUGCCUUGGAAAAGGAACUCAAAGCUGGUUGGUAGGUUUGUUUCUUUUCCUUUUUUUAAAAUUUAAUCUCCACUUUCAAAGCCUACGAAUUCUUUUGGCUGCUGGGAUCAGAGAGUCCAGAACUAAUGCUCCAGAGUCAUUUCCAUCCCAGCAGCCCCUGGGGCUCCCAAGUGAUCAUCCCAUGACAAAGCAGCGAGUGCAGCCCUCCAACAACAAGCCAGCAUGCACGGUCUUGCCUUGCUGAGUGACCGUUUCGUAACACACUGGCACAUGUGCAGCCAUUAUUCCAAAUGAGCAGCGCUCUGCAGCUCAGACAACGGGAUCCAUAAGGGAACACUUUGUGAGUAGGGUGUGGGAUGAGCUUAAACCUGAAUUUAGUGGCAAUUGACUCCUUUCUUUGGCAACUCUUGUGUUAGACAGGAAGGGGAACGUCUUGUAUCUGAAGACUUGAGAACUGUGUUUAGAAAAAGUAGCUCUUUCCGGCAUCCUUGGUUUGUUCCCAGCAUCCUGGUACCAUUGGUCCCCAGUUCUAUAGGCCUGGAAGAAAAGCUUCUGAUAUCCAGUUGGCGCUGGCUGUGUACACAACACCUCACACAUUGUGAAUGCUACGGGUAAAACCAGCGCGGCAUGUUCCAUCGCUAAAAUGAGCCUCAGUUCAAACCAGCACACACACAGAUUGCUGGGUAAAGAGUAAAAUAGCACUUUUACAUUGUAGCAGUGGGCCUGAAUCAAACCCCGUGGUCCACAUGCCCCAUCAGAUACCACCUAGCUCCAGUGUUACGGGGAGAUGUGAUUUGCCUGAGAUCACCCAGCAGGUCAAUGGCUUAGCCUGGAAGAGCAGCCAGGUCUCCUGGCUCCACAAACAGUACAGCUGGAAUAGCGAAGGCCUAUUUCCUUGUUCGGUUUUAUCAGGGGAAAUGACUCAGGCAGUAGAGAGACCUGGAAGAGCAUGGGGAGAAUUUACUGGAGAGCCAGAGCAGUCUCUAUAAACGAUAGAAAGACUUAAAGACAAGUUGCUUUCUGGUUUCAUAGUCGGAAGCUCCUUUCCUGGCCGGAAAAGGAAUAGCCAAGCCAAGGAGCCUGAGCUGAUCUCAGAGGAAAGCUGAGAGAGGCAAUCAGAAUGGACCGUACACCUGUGGGAUAGAAAUACUCAUCUGGUGACCUCUGCAGUCUCAAGAGGAUGCGCUGCUGAAGGAUCCUGCGAGGCUGGGCUGUGAGUGCCUGGCCAAACACUCGGAGGCUGCCUCUGUGCUGCCCCCAACAUGCCUCAGCAAAUACGCAUGGGAAAGUGCCACCAAAUUCCAAGGUCUUGACUAAACAGCAGUGCACACUAACCCUCCUUCACACUGCACUGGUUCCACAGUCCCGCCCCUUCACCCUUGCCUGCUUCUUCAAUCUCAUUUCCCCUCUGGAGCCUGGUGCAGAUUUGCAAGUGCACCUGAGCCCUGACCGAUGUGCAACACCCAGAGCCCACUCCACCAUCACUCACAGCCUAAUCUUUACUUUGCUCCCACUGUUGCCCAUUGCACAGCCAUGUCCCAGGCUCCCCCCAUCUAGUGAUGCUGCCCCUGGUUUUUGGCUUGGGCAAUGAUGGUUGGCAUUGGUUCAACCCCAUUCUAGCUGAGAAGAUUCCUAGCAGUUUUGCAGGCCAGCAAGGGAGAGACCAAACUGCUCAGACAGGGCUUUGUAAAAAAAACAAAAGCAAAACACAACAAAAACCAACUUGUGCCACCUCCACUGAGAGCUGGAACUGUCUUUUGAGGCAGAGUUUAAACUAGACUCUGCAACGGGUGUGGCCAGGAAAUGGUACUGAUCUGUGGAGCAUAGAGAGCCUGCAGUUCAGUCCAGCGGGAUUUUUGAAAGCAUGAUGUAAUGGCUGGGUAAUUUAGUGAUUAGAAGAGUCUUAAAUGCCUUCAGUCCAGAACAAACUUCCCCUGUUCGGGUACAUGGCAAGGAGCAGCAUCCUUUUCCUCUGAAUCACUGAUUAUUGGCCUUAGCAGAGAGCAGGAUACUGUACUAAGUAGGGUCAUGGUCCAGUCCUACAGGGCAGCUGCUGUCUCCCAACAUUCGCCUCUCUUAGAAAUCUGAUUACGUCACAGCCUUCGUGCUGCCCUGCAGUUCCCUGGUACAGAAGAUCAUGUGACACUACUAACCUUUUCCCUCUCCCAGGAGGCUCAGUUCACUUGCCAGCCCUUCCCAGCUCCAGUAACCUGUUUGCCUGGCAUGUUCCACAGCACCUGAUCUCUGCCUUUGGGCAAACUCUUUUUGGUGCAUAAGCUUUUCAGAACAUACUAGUUGUGGCAGCUCUGACGGAGCUACUGACAUUCCCCCAUUUCUGCUUUCCCAGAGGGCUGGGCAGCUCUCCACCCCAUCCCACGCAAACAUGUCAACUGUAGGGUUUGACAUUAGCUCUCAGAGGAGUUUGAAGUUGCUUAAUGAAGCUACAAGUAGGCAAACAUUUCUGCCUACCCUUUUACCUAAUCAAAUAACUUUGUGGGGCUCGUUCUGUGUUACGUGGCACAAGCAGUAAUUCCUUGGAGUGUUAUCAAGGAAGCGGCUUAUUUUUCUGACCCAAAAUUUGCAGAGGCUUGUUUGUUUGUUUGUUUGUUUUGUGGAGGUUGGUGGUUGUGCUUUUUAGGGGCUGUUGAUGUCUCUGCUGGGAUUAUUUCCUCGAAAAGAGGUUACAAACCAUGUUGUCCUGUAGGUGUCACUAUAGUCUCAAGCACAGCUGUAUUGUUUUUGACCCAUGCAGGAAGUUACCAUGAAGAGCCAGAACGGUUCUGGUUGCUGAGGGGUUUCCAACCCUCCCGGAUUGUCCUGGAGUCUCCAGGAAUUAAAGAUUAAUAUUUAAUUAAAGUUUGUCAUGUGAUGCAAUCUCCAGGAGUACAUCCACCCAACACUGGCAAGCGUUGCUAUAGGAUUGUUAUUUGUUUCAGAGUCUCCCUGUUUUCUGAAAAGCCAGUAUUACGAAAUACAGGCGCUGUCUUUGUUUACUGAAUUGUAAUCCAGAUACUAUCAUGAUGAGGGCAAUUUGAGCACCUGACAGUCCUGUGAGUGAGGAAAAGUGCUGUCAUCUGUGUCUUACACAUGAGCAACUGAGGCACAUAUGUGCCUCACUCUGGCAUCUGCAUGGCCAGAUCUCUCGUCAGACCUGACUGGAGAUCUGCAGCAGGCUUGUGUAAAGCAAGCCCGUGCUCUGCAGACGUAUCGAAGGACAGAGGUUCUCAAACUUUUUGGCCCGUGACCCACCCUACUCAACGCAGACCUUUCUAUGGAUCACCAGCCAAACACCCAAGAUGACAAAAUGGGUGCAGGAGCGGGCUGAGGGUAGAAAGUGCAGGCGGGGGAG